Molecule: messenger RNA, 2492 nt
Organism: Acanthopagrus latus (yellowfin seabream)
Lineage: Eukaryota; Metazoa; Chordata; Actinopteri; Spariformes; Sparidae
Product: E3 ubiquitin-protein ligase TRIM39-like
Exons: 2
Coding region: 490-2148 (552 amino acids)
Molecular function (GO): zinc ion binding; protein binding
Source: RefSeq, a predicted model, not a curated record
CAUUCAGACGGCUCUGAAGAAAAUAUUUUACUUCACUACAUUUGAAACUUCUUGUGGCACAUUUUCCAUCUCUGGUUUUUCUUUAGUUCUUCAGUUUACGGACUGAACAGUGAGUCGAACACUGGAGUGUUGGUGGAGUUAAAGAGGGAGCGCUGCAGCCGGUUCCUCAAAACAUACAGCCUGUUCUGGAAAAUGUCCAUUUGUAGUUGUAUGCAUUUUUUUGUUUUCUUAUAAUAAAAAGUAGAAACUCAUCUUGUGUCAAAUCUCAGUGAGCCAAUAAAACCUCGCUUACAGAGCCGCACUGAGAGGAGGAGCUACAGGACGAGAAGCUGCGUCACAUCUGUUAUAUGAAGGAGGAAGUUUGAGUGACAACGGAGCUGCAGUUCAGACGAGUCGCUCUGUUUCUCUCUAAAGGAAAUUCAACCGAAUCCAUCAAAUCUUCUCUAGAAACAAAAACCUGCAGAAUCUCUGAAAACACUGACUGUCAACAUGUCUGCUGCCAGCUGUCUGCUGACUGAAGAUCAGUUUCUGUGCUCCAUCUGUCUGGAUGUGUUCACUGAUCCAGUCACCAUACCAUGUGGACACAACUUCUGUAAAACUUGCAUCACUCAACACUUGGAUAAAAAUGUCCCGUGUCAGUGUCCAAACUGUAAAAAGACUUUCAACAUCAGACCUGAACUGCAGGUCAACGCGUUCAUCUCUGAGAUGGCUGCUCAGUUCAGACAGUCAGCUCAACAGAAAGCCAGCAGCAGCAGCUCAGAGCAACAAGUUUCCAAACCAGGAGAAGUUCCCUGUGACGUCUGCACUGGAACCAAACUGAAGGCCCUGAAGUCCUGCCUGGUGUGUCUGGCUUCCUACUGUGAGACUCACCUGGAGCCUCAUCUGACAAUGUCAGGCCUGAAAAGACAUCAGCUGAUCGACCCUGUGGAGAACCUGGAAGGCAGGAUGUGUACGAAGCACGAUAAACUGCUGGAGCUGUUCUGUAAGACCGACCAGAUGUGUGUCUGCAUGCUCUGCAGUAUUUCACACCACCAGGGACAUUCUGUUGUUCCUCUGAAAGAAGGAUAUGAAGGAAAGAAGGCCAAGCUGGGGAAGACAUACGCUGAAAUUCAGCAGAUGAUCCAGAAGAGACGAGUGAAGAUUGAGGAGAUGAAGCGCUCAGUGCAGCUCAGUAAGAAAGAUGCAGACAGAGAGAUAGCAGCUGGCGUUCAGGUCUUCAGAGCUCUGAAGGAGUCUGUUGAGAGAAGCCAGGCCGAGCUCAUGGACACCAUCAAAGAGAAGCAGAGAGAGACAGAGAAACAGGCUGAAGGCUUCAUCAAAGAGCUGGAACAGGAAAUCUCUGAGCUGGAGAAGAGAAGCUCUGAGGUGGAGCAGCUCUCACAGUCUGAAGACCACCUCCACCUCCUCCAAAGCUUCCCCUCACUGAACUCUGCUCCACCCACCAAGGACUGGACAGGAGUCAGCAUCCGUCCACCUUCAUAUGAGGGGACUGUGGUGAGAGCUGUGAAUCAGCUGGAGGAGACGCUCAGUAAACAGAUGAAGAAGCUGUUUGAGGCCGAGCUGAAGAGGGUCCAGCAGUAUGCAGUGGAUGUGACACUCGAUCCUGAUACAGCACAUCCCAACCUCAUCCUGUCUGAUGACAGAAAACAAGUUAACUGUGGUGAUGUAAAGAAGAAUCUCCCAGACAACCCAGAGAGAUUUAAUUACCACAGCAUUGUUUUAGCAAAGCAGAGUUUCUCUUCAGGAAGAUUUUAUUACGAGGUUCAAGUUAAAGAGAAGACCAAAUGGGAUUUAGGAGUGGCCAGAGAGUCGAUCAACAGGAAGGGAAAAAUCACACCAAGUCCUCAGGAUGGUUACUGGACGAUAUGUUUGAGGAAUAAAAACGAGUACAAAGCUCCUGCUGACCCUUCAGUCCGUCUCUCUCUGAAGCAUCAGCCUGAGAAGGUGGGGGUGUUUGUGGAUUAUGAGGAGGGUCUGGUCUCCUUUUAUGACGUUGAUGCUGCAGCUCUUAUCUACUCCUUUACUGGCUGCUGCUUCACUCAGAAACUCUACCCGUACUUCAGUCCAUGUGUUAGUGAUGGUGGUGAAAACGCUGCUCCUCUGAUCAUCUCUCCUGUCAGGCACAGGAUCUACUUGAAUGAUGACUAGAACAAACAUUUGACUUUCAACUGAAAGAUUCACAUCAGUUAAUGUAAAACAUGUAUAUUUAAAGGGGAUGUACAGCGUAUAUGUUGUUUCUUCUGAUCAAUGUUUUUUGUGUCACAGUUACUCCAACAGCACUGAUUGAUAUUAACUAAUGCAGAAUAACUUGUUCCAAUAACAUCACCUGCCUGAAAGACUGAAAUCAUCAGAAGAAAAUACUCAUAAUUAAGACGUGUCACUUUUUGAAUGUCUAGAAGCCAUAUUUAAACCUUUGUAUUGUAUAAUCAAGGUUUAUAUAACAAGGGUUUCACAUUGUCAGAAAUUACUGGACAAGAUUUAAAUGAAUAAAA